CAGAAGCAGCUCACUCGACUGAACUGGACUGAAGCAUAAAUGUAAGCAGAGACUACCCACCUCUGCAGCUCCUGUCGACAUCACUAUGGAGGACAGUAUCUCUGAGAACUUUCCAGAAGCACCAAUAUCAGGAUCUGAGCAUGAUGCUCCACAAACUACCUGGACAGAUGAAGACACAGAAGAAGAAGAAGAUGGAACUUGGGAGGACGUUUUCAAGAAUGCAGAUGACUUUCCCGUUGAUUAUUCGAUGGAUUUUGAGGACCCAGAGUGGGAAGUGAGUGAGUCUAGAGGUAUGAAGGUUGACGUGAGAGAGAAAAGCUGCGUUGACAGCACAUGGAUGUUCAAGCUGAGAAAGAACCUGGACCAGCUGGACAGCUUUUACAAGCAGAAGGAGCUCAACGUGUUGAAGGCCAGAGAGGAAUUGAAAGCCUGCCGUCUCCACCUGACUGAGCUGGAGAAGGAGAGGGACAACUUGGAGUCGGAGAUAGAGAGGGAGAAACAAGCAGAGAACAGCGCGGCCGUGUUCCGCCUACGUGCCCGGCACAAGUGUCUGUGCGCACAGCUCCAAGGAGAGGAGGAGCUGGAGGCUCAUCUAGCCAUGGUCCUGCAGGAGCAUGAACUGGAGCUGUGUGAGGUGGAGGUAGAACUUGGUCGGUUCCUCAGCCUGCGCCAGGAGGUGGAACAGGAGGAGAAGAAUUUCCAGGCCCAGAAACAGGAGAAACACAAUCAACGAAUCCAGCGCGAGAAGAACAUUGCCAAAGGAGCCAGACUGAGAGCACUACGUGCCAAAAAUGAACAGGAGAUGGCUUUGCAAGAACAGGCAGAGCUUGACCAGAGGAGACGGGAUCAGGCCCUGGCUGGUCGACGGAAAGCUGUGGUUUUCCUCAAACAGACUCUCAACAGGAUGCGCCAGAAAGAGGCAGAGAGAGAAGAGAAGAAGAAAGAGCUGAUGAAGAGGAGGAUGGAGGCAGCGGUAUCACUGAAGGCCAAUAUAGCUGCCACUCAGGAAACACUGCGUGUUAGACAGGCCAAGGAGAAGGCUCGCUUGCAGAAACGAAGAGAGGAUGAGAACCGUCGGAGAGAAUCACUGCAACAAGCAGGCGUGAACAGCAUCAAACUCAUGCACCUGCAGAAAGCACAGGAGGACCUACACAAAAAGCAGGAGGAAUUCCAGGAGAGGCAGAAAGCCAGGCGGAUUGAGAUCGUUUCCAAACUGCUCCUGGAAGAAGAGAUGAAGGAGAAGCUGGAGAAACGGCAAGCACUCCUUUUUCCUCCAACACCGCCUCAUAUGACUGAGAGCGCAGCGCUGAAGCGGCGAGAGCAGAGGCUGCUCAAGAGCAUCCUGCCUCCACCACCACGAGCAGAGAGAGAGGAGAGCCCGACCCGGCGCUCAGUGUCAUCUCCUUUCAGCUCCAGAAGUGACGUCAGCAUCUCUCCAGACUUCCUGAAGGAUGAGAGGAGGAAGGAGGGAGGUAAAACAGUGGAGGAAAAAGGACAGCAAGAGUGCCUGGUCCAGCCUGAGUUCACUGGCCUCUGGGACCGCAAGCACAGUGAUUACACGGGCACAACAGAUGAAGACAUUCCUCUAAAAGCAGCUCAUUUGAGGUCUAUGAAGACAGGCCUGGAGAGAAGUUUGGCUUCAAAAGCUGGCAAAAAAUCUGCAGGUGGCAAAGAAAUAAAAGGUCCAUCGUUCGUCAGCAAGCCAGAAAUCGUCCUCUUUAAGGAUUUUGAUGUUGGAAAGACAUAUAAGAAGAAGGUUGUACUCACAAAUGUCUCUCACGCCACAAAUUACUGCAGACUUCUGGGAGUUUCACAGAGUCUCAUGGAUUUCAUAUCAGUAAGUUUUGAGCCUCCUGGGCCAAUGUCUGCAGGCAUGGCAUGUGAACUGAAAGCUGUUUUCAAGCCUGUGCUGAAUGAGAACUUGGAAGGUGAGGUCCAGUUUCAGUCUGCUACUGGGCCAUUUUCUGUGAUCAUCAAGUGCACAAGGAAAAAAUGUGAGAUGGUUGUUGGUAGCAGCCUCAUUGACUUUGGCACCCAUGUGGUCGGGCAGACAAUUUCACGGGUAAUCACCCUGACCAACAGGGGGGCUUUGGGUACUCGCUAUGCACUGGCUACCCUCUCCACCAAUUGCCGUCAGCUUCACCAUCUAUCCAAGAAUUCUUCUUCUAGUGUGCAGGUACCUGGAGAAAGCAGCAGUGUGAAACUUGCUGCUUCAUAUCGUGCCCCAGAAGAAAUUCAACCAGAGCAUGAAAGCACUGAGUGCAUAACUCAGUCAGAUGUAAAAUCAGAUGCACCCCCUGCCAAUGACACCUCCCUAGGUGUUGAGGUGAUCAGAGCCAGUCAGGAUUCAGGAGGCGAUGGUUUGGAGGAGAGCACAAUCACAGGGGUUGACCAGGAUGGAUCUGAGGUCAAUGAAAUCAGCAUUGGAGAAGUGCAUGAGGGCGAGGUGGGCCCAUUCGCUAGUGUCAAACUGCCCAUCGUUUUCACACCGACCAUUCCAGGGGAAACCAAGCUAGAUAUCCAGAUCACCUUCUCACAACUGGACUGUGAAGCGAUUGUGGUGUCAGCCCGCGGUGUAGCAGAGAGUGUUCCUGUGUGGGUGACCAAGCCGAGCAUGGACCUGAGAAUCUGCAUGUACGAUCGUCUUUACCAGGACAGCAUUGAAGUUCAAAGCAGAGCCAGUACGGCCCUCAAAGUGACAUUUGAGGUGUGUAAAGAGCUGAAGAACCACAUGAAGAUCCUGCCUAAAACUGGCUUUAUCCAGGCCAAGUCCAGCUUCCAUGCCCAGCUCAAGUUUCUGCCCAGACGUAGCUUGCCAGUGGAUGCCAAAUCCCUCUUUGACCAGAAAACAGGGGUCCUGGAGGUCCCUUUGUUUAUACAGGUGGCCGAUCAGGUGAGACCCGUUCCAUUCACAGUCCACGCAGUUGUCACUACAUCCGAUCUGGAGUUUGACUGCACCGAGGUGGACUUUGGCCACUGCUCCGUCUUUGAGUCGGUCCAGACCAGCAUCCGGCUCACCAACCACUCUUUAUUGCCACAGGACUUUGGCUUUGUGGGCAUUCCAAAGUUCAUUGAUGUUCAGCCUAAUGAUGGCUUUGGCACCCUGCUCCCACUGCAAACCCUGGAAAUCGAUCUGAUCUUCAGUGCUUCAAAAGCUGGAGAAUACAACUUUAAGCUGAACUGCAAGUCUGGAAUUAACAGAGACUUCAUGUUAUCAUGUCGUGCCAUUGGUGUCCGCCCUUUACUGGAGCUUUCUGGUUCAGUGGUGCAGUUUGGUGGUACAGCAGUAGGAGACCACUCCACUGCUGUGCUGUAUGUGGUGAACUCCCAUACCAGCUGCAAUGAGUAUACACAUGCUGUGCCGCGGGUGGGCAAUGGCCCCAUACCUUCUGUGGGUCCCAGACUCUUCGCAUUCGCCACGCCAGAAAAUUCUGAAAUCACGGUGACCCCUGCUACAGGACGCGUUCUGCCCGGACAGAGGUGUCUGGUGCAGGUUACUUUCAGCCCAUCUCUGUCUGAUGAUGACGUCAGGGCGGAGGCUGUUCGGUUGGUGUGCCAUAGUGAGGAGCUGUGUGUGCAGGAAAUUCAGAAAGCUAAUGCUGAGGCCAGCUACAGCAAGAGCACAGAGCCUAAAACAGUGAACAAAAAGGAGACGCAGCAGGAUGCAAAGAAAGGAAAGAAGCCUCCCAUAAACCAUGGCUCGGGCAGACUAUCUGUGAGGGAGAAGGGCAGCAAAACAUCUCUGACCCCAAAAAGUGACAGUCCCUUUCAGCCCCCAAAUCCAGCAGACAUUCAGAAGGGUUCAAAUGAGUAUGCAGCAGGAAAGGCCUCUCUCCUUCGCUGUUUUAAAGAGCGAUACAGUCGUUAUGUCAUCCCCUGCUUUGUGUCCAACAGCGACAUUACGCAACCGGAGUCUGAGGAGUCUGUAUACAGCCCCUAUAACACCCUCUACCUGGAACUGCAUUGCCCAGCUGUCAGACCAGCACUGGUGGUCAUUUCUGACAAUGGGGAGACCACAGUUGACUUCAACCAGGUGUUAGUAGGUCAGAAAGUUUUGAAAAAGGUGACAAUCCAGAACAUUUCAUCAGAGUGUGUGAAGCUGAAGUCUUCACUGUUGGAUCUAUAUGGGCCAUUCUCUGUGCUGAACGCUAUGAGAGAGGUCAGACCUGGAGACACCCACACGCUACUGCUGGCUUUCGUACCAGCAUUGGCAAAAAAGUACCGUGAGACGCUAGAGGUCAGCUGCAGUAAAAUGGCUCUGGAGUUUACAUUGUGUGGGGAGGGCCUUGAGCCUCUUGUCACCUGCUCACUUGAGGGGGGGGUUAUGAACUUCGGAUAUGUGCUGGAGAAAGAAAGUGCCACCCAAGUGUUCACACUGCAGAACUCUUCCUCUCUGCUUGUUCAGUUCAGUGUGUUGUUGGACAGUCUCUGCCCUUCCAAACACAGCGACAACCGCUUGCUCCCGGCAUUCAUCUCAACACACUCUACACCAAACACAACUUUGGGCACUCAGAACUAUAGUGGGCAGAGUGUGUUCACUGUAUCUCCCAUAGGCGGCACUGUCGGCCCUGGAAAAUCUCAAGACAUCACUGUGACCUUCCAGCCUGACCAUGAAAGUCUACAUUACCGGGACAUACUCAGAGUGCAGCUUAUGAACAAACAAACCGUGUGUGUUGUGCAGUUACGGGGUGCAGCACAGUGUCACACCAUGUUUGUGUGUGGUGGGGAUGCGUUAGACGUAUGCUAUGAAUCGCUCAUCCCCAAACACAUAUACAGCACAGCACAAACAGAACGCACAGGGGCUGAGAAGCCACCCACACCGGUGUUGUUGACUUUGAAAAGUGUGUAUGGUGAGGGUAGGGUGAUGACAGCAAAGCGUGAGUUAGAGGUGGGCUGCAUUCGUACUGCACAGCCAGUCCCCAAGAAGAAUGUGGACUUUCUCUGGGAGAACCUGGCUGCUCUGCAGCAGCAUGGCUUCAGUGUGGACCCCACCAAAGGAAGUGUGGAUGCGGGACACAGGCGCAGCGUCACUGUCACUUGGACCCCCCCUGCUGGACACCUUCCCAAUGAAGUUGCUCAGGUGCGUGUUCCCUUGAUUUUGAAAGGAGACGAGACUGAAGUGUAUAGCGUCACUCUCAUGGCCUACAUAUCCCACAACACUCACUCUGGAUAGGACUUUUGAAGAACUUUAUGAAAAACUUUUCAUUCUUCUGUAAACACACUGUGAUUUUAGACUUCAUGCAUUUAUAUUUAUGGUGUCAAUAUUAAACACCUCUUUAUUACUUCAAAUAAUCAAAGAGUUCUAAUUCACACUCUGUUGUUUCUGUUACUCUACGGUCCUGAUUUAUAUGCAGUUGUAUGGUUUUACUCACCAUAUCUGCUCCUACACUUUUACUGAUGAUUGCCAAUAAGUAAAGUACAUUCGUCACUUUCACAAAUCCUGUGAUUUGUUC
Colossoma macropomum (tambaqui) is the source of this 5453-nucleotide messenger RNA. RefSeq names its product cilia and flagella associated protein 74 (gene cfap74). Lineage: Eukaryota; Metazoa; Chordata; Actinopteri; Characiformes; Serrasalmidae. The record is from RefSeq and is a predicted model, not a curated record.